AUGAAUGUGUUCCAGUGGGCUUUCGGCAAAAGCAUAACGCCCCAAGAGAGGUUGAAGAGAAACCAAAGAGCUUUGGAGAGAACUCAGAGAGAACUUGAUAGAGAGAAAAGGAAAUUGGAAACGCAAGAGAAAAAAUUGGUUGCCGAUAUCAAAGGAUCUGCUAAGAAUGGGCAAGUGGCCGCCGCUAAGGUGCAGGCUAAGGAUCUCGUUAGAACCAAGAAUCACAUUCAAAAAUUUGACAAUAUGAAGACUCAACUUCAGGCUAUAUCGCUAAGGAUCCAGGCUGUCAGAAGUAGUGAUCAAAUGACUAGAUCGAUGAGAGAAGCGACACUGCUACUUGCUGGUAUGAACAGGUCAAUGAAUUUACCCCAAUUACAACGUAUAUCAAUGGAGUUCGAGAAGCAGAACGAUCUGAUGGACCAGAGGCAAGAGUUCAUGGAUGAGUCGAUAGAUAAUGUCAUGGGAGAUGAGUUGGAUGAGGACGAAGAGGCCGAAGAGAUUGUCAACAAGGUAUUAGACGAAAUUGGAGUUGAUUUAAACGCCCAAUUACAUAAGGCACCCCAGGAUGUCGUGGUCAAUAGUGCUGUUGAACCUGCUCAACUCGCAGCUGAACGAAUGGAUGCUACGGGAGGGAAUGGUCCGAACAGCGCUGAUGAUGAGCUACAAGCACGAUUAAACAGUCUUAAGAGAUGA
Messenger RNA from Torulaspora globosa, 693 nucleotides. RefSeq names its product ESCRT-III subunit protein DID4 (gene DID4). Gene Ontology annotation, biological process: endosome transport via multivesicular body sorting pathway; protein transport; late endosome to vacuole transport. The transcript has 2 exons. The record is from RefSeq and is a predicted model, not a curated record. Bases 1 to 693 code for a protein of 230 amino acids. NCBI's taxonomy places the organism in Eukaryota, Fungi, Ascomycota, Saccharomycetes, Saccharomycetales, Saccharomycetaceae. Gene Ontology annotation, cellular component: multivesicular body; ESCRT III complex.